This is a messenger RNA of Fusarium keratoplasticum, 972 nucleotides long. RefSeq lists its product as uncharacterized. NCBI's taxonomy places the organism in Eukaryota, Fungi, Ascomycota, Sordariomycetes, Hypocreales, Nectriaceae. Bases 1 to 972 code for a protein of 323 amino acids. The transcript has 3 exons. The record is from RefSeq and is a predicted model, not a curated record.
AUGUUUCUUUCCAAGACCUCUCUCGCCUUCCUCGCCAUGACCCAUGGUCUUGUCGCAGGAACUCCAAUGCCCCAAUCUGACGGCGAGUUUGAUGGAACUCGCCCAAAGCCCGGCAUCGAAUGCGACGGACUGAUUCAGCCGUCCUACAAAGACUGCCGAAGCAUCAUUGACGGCAAUGUCUACUUUGGCAACGGCGACGAACGUGACGUCUGCGUCAAUCAACGCGCCUGUCGCAUCUUCCGCGAAGGUAACUGCCGCAUCUCGUUCUGCAACAACGAAGACAAGGAGGUUUGCGACUCCAGCAAGGAAUGGGGACGACGCACCAAAGCAAUCAUCUCCUACUGCGAGCCCGAUGACGGCGGCGGUUAUGAAUCUCCCGCUGAGCCCAAGCCCUGGACCGAAGUUGCCAUUAGGGCUAACACAGAUUGGAAGGCUGCCAUGAAGGCGGCUGCGGGUGAACCUGCAGGUGUGACUGAGGAGGUCAUGACUAUUGAGGAGAAUGAGGCCGAGGUUAAGCAGAUUGAGAAAGAGCAGAAAGCCAAGCACGCUUUGCACGCUCGAGAUGACGACAGCUUCGAAAUCACAAACCGCCGGAAGAGCGUUGAGAGACCUGGUGCCCAGAUUGAGAUGACAGAUCGUCUCCCCAACGGGGGCAAAUGGGUGGCCUCCAAGAGCAAGACGGAGACUGUUGGCAUCACGGCCUCGGUCAGCCUUGGAGGCUCACUUUUCGAUGUCAUGACAGCCGAGAUUGGCCUCGAGGUGUCUUCCAGCUACUCUGUCACGAGCGGCACAAGCAUCGAGAUCCCCAUCGAGUGCGAGGGCAAUCAGUCUGGUGUUGUCGUCUGGUUCCCCCUGUUCGACUACUACGCAGGCAAGUUCCAGCCCAGCGGCGACUCUGGAUCCAUCUGGGUUCCCCUUGACUCUGAGACUUCUACGGGUAACUUCCGCGUCCGCUGCCUCGGCGAUGCCUAA